This is a messenger RNA of Poecilia reticulata (guppy), 3047 nucleotides long. It is a transcript of the gene capn3a, whose product is annotated as calpain 3a, (p94). NCBI's taxonomy places the organism in Eukaryota, Metazoa, Chordata, Actinopteri, Cyprinodontiformes, Poeciliidae. The record is from RefSeq and is a predicted model, not a curated record. Gene Ontology annotation, biological process: negative regulation of apoptotic process; proteolysis. Gene Ontology annotation, molecular function: calcium-dependent cysteine-type endopeptidase activity; calcium ion binding. Gene Ontology annotation, cellular component: cytoplasm.
AAUGGCCGCCCAAAGGUGAACGUUUCUUUCAUGCCGUGUGUGACGAAGGGGACAGGGGGGAGACGUCACUCAGAGGAACAGCCAAUCGGAUAAUAGCAGUUUGGAUUUAUGCCAGGGUCUUUUUGGCUUGUAAGACUUUCGUACAGGUGACCAGGGCCAGUUUUUUUUCCUCCCCCCUCACAAAAAAAUUUAAGGUCUGCUGAGUGGAGAUGCCAUACACGCCAUCUGGCUUUUUCUGCGACCGGUUGAUCCGGGAACGAGAACGGAGAGACGGGGAAGGGUCCCUGAACAAGCCCAUCCGGUUCAACGGCCAGGACUACAGCACCCUGAGACAGGACUACCUGCAGAGGAAGACUCUGUUUGAGGAUGAAGCUUUCCCCGCCACAGUGGAGUCUCUGGGCUUCAAGGAGCUCGGACACAAGUCCAACAAGGUCAAGAACAUCGUCUGGAAGAGGCCUAAGGAAAUCAGUGAAAACCCUCAGUUCAUUGUCGGAGGAGCGAGUAGGACAGACAUCUGUCAGGGAGAUCUUGGUGAUUGCUGGUUGUUAGCCGCUAUUGCUUGUCUCACCCUGAAUGAGAAGCUCCUCUAUCGAGUUGUUCCCCAGGAGCAAAGCUUCUCGGAGAACUAUGCCGGCAUCUUUCACUUCCAGUUCUGGCGUUAUGGCGACUGGGUCGACGUCGUCAUUGACGACCGCGUCCCGACUUUCAACAACCAGCUGGUCUUCACCAAGUCCGCCGAGAGAAAYGAGUUCUGGAGUGCCCUGCUGGAGAAGGCCUACGCAAAGCUUCACGGCUCUUAUGAGGCCCUGAAAGGCGGGAACACCACGGAAGCCAUGGAGGAUUUCACGGGAGGCGUCACAGAGUUUUACGAGAUGAAGGAAGCUCCGAAAGAGCUUUAUAAGAUCAUGAAGAAAGCCCUGGAGAGAGGCUCACUCAUGGGCUGCUCCAUUGAUUCUCUGGUUCCUGCUCGCUUUGAGACCCGCACGGUGACGGGACUGGUGAAGGGUCACGCCUACUCCGUGACAGCGGUGGACGAGUGUAAACCCUCCCAGCACAAGGACAACAAAGUUCGUCUGGUGCGUCUCAGGAACCCAUGGGGUCAGGUGGAAUGGAACGGCCCCUGGAGUGACAACUCCAAAGAGUGGGUGAAUCUCUCUAAGGCUGACAAAGACAAACUGCAGCACCAAAAYGCAGAGGAUGGRGAGUUCUGGAUGUCAUUUGAGGACUUCAAGAAGAAUUACACUAAGAUUGAGAUCUGUAACCUGACACCCGAUGCCCUGGAGGACGAUAAGAUCCACAAGUGGACGGUCUCUGUGAAUGAGGGCCGCUGGGUGAGAGGCUGCUCCGCCGGAGGCUGCAGGAACUAUCCAGACACCUUCUGGACCAACCCUCAGUACCGCCUCCGCCUGCUGGAGGAGGACGACGAUCCGGACGACAACGAGGUGGUCUGCACCUUCGUGGUGUCCCUGAUGCAGAAGAACAGACGAAAAGAGCGAAAGAUGGGGGCCAACCUCUUCACCAUCGGAUUCGCCAUCUACGAGGUGCCAAAGGAGAUGCACGGAAACAAGCAGCACAUGCAGAAGGACUUCUUCUUGGUMAACUCCUCCAAGGCCCGCUCCAAGUCCUACAUCAACCUGCGGGAGGUGACGCAGCGCUUCCGCCUGAGCCCCGGCGAGUACGUCAUCGUGCCCUCCACGUACGAGCCGCACCAGGAGGGGGAGUUCAUCCUGAGAGUCUUCUCUGAAAAGAGGAACACCUCAGAGGAGAUAGAGAACAGGAUCGARGCGGACCAUCCUGUGCCGGCUCCAGCCUCGGUGGGGGAAGAGAGCGAGGAGGACCAGCAGUUCCGGACUAUUUUUCAGGAGAUAGCCGGUGACGACAUGGAGAUCACAGCGAAUGAACUGAGAAACGUUCUCAACAGGGUGAUCACCACGCACAAGGACYUGAACACGGAGGGCUUCAGCCUGGAGAGCUGCAGGAGCAUGAUUGCUCUGAUGGACAUGGACGGGACAGGUAGACUCAACCUGCAGGAGUUCAUACAUCUGUGGAAUAAGAUCAAGCAGUGGCAGGGAAUCUUCAAACAUUAUAACGCCGAUCAAACCGGCAGCAUCAACAGCUACGAGAUGAGGAACGCCGUCAAUGACGCAGGCUUCCGUCUCAACAACCAGCUGUAUGACAUCAUCACCAUGCGCUACGCCAACGAGAACAUGAACAUUGACUUCGACAGCUUCAUCAGCUGCCUGGUUCGGCUUGAAGCCAUGUUCAGGGCCUUCCAAGCAUUUGACCAGGAUGGAGAUGGAACCAUCAGACUCAGCGUCCUGGAGUGGCUCCAGUUGACCAUGUAUGCCUAGACAGGCCCGCCUUCUCCCAGGUGAACUCCAGUCCACACGAGGACCAGACCUGCCAGCCUUUACCUCAGUAUUCAGUAUUCAGGGGGCCCGACCRCCGUUGGCUUUCAUCCACAUCAACUCACCUCCAGAAGCUCCAAAGGACGUCUUCACUUCCACCGUUCUGUCCUCUGCCCUCGUUCUACCACCAUCGGUCUCUUCACAGUUACAUUUUUGAUUUUCUUUUGGACAUCACCUGUUGUACUGUUCUUUUUCUCAGGCAGCAAACACAACCAACCUCUUUUUACUGUCACAAUACCUCACAGAGCCCCCCUCUCAUGCAUUGUUUUCUUCUWCCACUCAUCCCUCUGACCUGGGCUUAAUAUUUCUCAUAUUCAAUUUUCAUCAYGUUCUUUUUAAUCACUUAGUUUUGUUGGUAAUAACUUUUUCUGAUCCAUGUCGCAUACAUCUCUCUCAGUGUUGGAGAAACUCAGGCCUCCUCUGUUCCACCUCAGCAGGACUUGGCUCCCGCUGACUGUAUCUCAGUUUUUAAGCUCAAUUAAAGAUCAGAAAUAUGGAUUUGAAACAUUAUGGCAAAAGAGUUGAACUGCAGCUUUUUGUGAUUCAUUUCCCCCCUCCCCUUACUUAUAAAAGGCUUUGGUCAAUUGAGUGUACCACAUUUUUAAUCAUUUUAACCCAAUAAAUAAAUAUGUAGCUGUU